Penicillium brevicompactum is the source of this 2286-nucleotide messenger RNA. Its product is annotated as LIM domain-binding protein. The transcript is spliced from 3 exons. The record is from RefSeq and is a predicted model, not a curated record. Gene Ontology annotation, cellular component: transcription regulator complex; nucleus. The coding region runs from base 1 to 2286 and encodes 761 amino acids. Gene Ontology annotation, biological process: negative regulation of transcription by RNA polymerase II; positive regulation of transcription by RNA polymerase II. Lineage: Eukaryota; Fungi; Ascomycota; Eurotiomycetes; Eurotiales; Aspergillaceae.
AUGAUGACGCAGCCGUUCCCUGCCCACCAAGGCAUGCCCCAACAUGGAUUCCCUCCUGGCCACCCAAUGGCCGCGCAACAUCCGAACGGACACCCAGGCCCCGGCAUGGGACAACAAAUGCAUCCCGGUGUAUCCGCGCCUAACGGACCUCAGGUCAGCCAAGCAGGCCCGAUGAUGGGUGGAAUGCCCCCGGGCGCUGGAACUGCUGGCCCUGGUAUGCCAAACGCUCAUGCUCUCUCCCACCUGAAUCCCGCGCAGGCGCAUAUGCUUCAGGGUCCACAAUUCCAACAGAAUUUCACGAACAACCCCCAAUUCAUACAACAACAGCAGCAGCAGCAGUUAAUGCGCCAACGAAUGAUCAUGCAACAGCAACACCAGCAGCAACAACAGCAACAGCAACAGCACCAGCACCAGCAACACGGCGCCCCCGUAUCGAUGCCUAAUGGCACCCAAGGACUCAAUGCCGCUCAAAUGGCCGCAAUGCAAGCGAAUCCCGGAAUGCGGCCUGUGAAUAUGGUGCAUCUACAGCAACAAAUGCCGCAUGGCCAACCGCAAAAUUUCCAACACCAACAACAGUUAUUCGCGAUGCAGCACCAGCAGGCGCAACAGGCCCAGGCCCAGGCCCAGGCUCAAGCUGCUCACGCGGGGAACGGUCAGCCAGGUCAACACACUCCGCAACGUGCAUCGGCGCAGCCUCCAAACAUGCAUGAACAAAGUGUGACUCCGCAGUCGCAGCAUGGUGGACCGCCCCAGGGAAGUGGUACCCCUCAACCAUCCCAACCCUCUCAGCCACCAUCCUCACAACCUCCCACCUCGCAAGGGCCUCCUCAGGGCCAGGGGACCCCAAACCCACCUCCCCAGCAAUUGCCUCAGUCCCAACAGCCCGGACAAAUGGGUCAACCUGGGCCACAACAACAGCCUCCUCAGAACGCCCAGGGCCAGCCUGGCCAACCACAGGGCCCCCCGAACCAGCACUUGACACCCCAAGAAAUGCAACUGAAAGCACAGCAUCACCAACAAAUGCUGAUGCAGCAAAGGAUGAAACCACAAAACCAGUCGAUUAUGGCAUUGGAUGCUUAUGCUGAGCAAUUGUCCAAUUUCGUCUCCCGCAGCGAAGCGCAGGAUCUUCUAUAUUGGCAGUCUUUCGUCGACCGUUUCUACUCUCCUGUGGGUGUAUUGCGACAGGGCGUUUGGUCCACUGCUGGAGGGGCGAAACAAUUUGAAAUUGCGACGCCCGCAUUGGCACGUUAUUAUUUAACGCAGUUCUCAAGUGGAAUAACAUCCAUCCAGAUGCUGGUGGAAGGCGCUCGCGAGCGAGAAUCACAAAAUGGAGGGCACUACGUCGAAGCCCACAAAUGCUCAUUCAUCUAUUGGUUCAGGAACGAGUGCCAGCUCUUCACCAAUGGCUCUCUUCGUGCGCACUUUGACGUGAACAACAAGCUGGAGAUGCUUGAUAUCAGUGUUGUCAACCACACCGAAUUCAUCCCACGGUCUCUCCUGCUGGCCAUGGAGGCAGACUCCCAAAAGCAAAGUCCUAAGGUCCCUAAGAACGCAAAGCGGGCUCCCCCAAGACACCCUCAGCAUCGCUGCCAGAAUCUAUCAUCAAUCCCUAUGGUGGCCGAGACGAUCUCUCAGAUGCAAAUGCUGUUCCAAUUCUCGCAAUCAAACCCCCACCUAUCACCCCCCGACGCAUUGCGGAAUCUCGUCAACUCCUUCCAAACGCAAAACCCCAACCCAGGCUUUGCGCCAGGCCCUAUGAACCCAGCCAUGAACCCGGGCAUGAACCCUGGUAUGAACCCAGGUAUGAAUCCUGGCAUGAACCACAUGCACCCUGGCAUGAGCCCUGGUAUGAAUCCAGCAAUGAAUCCUGGCAUGCAACCCAUGCAAAACGUGCGAGGCCCUAGCAUGGGGGCCCCAUCGCAAUUUGCUUCACCAGCCAUGGCUCAUCUCGGUCUUCCUGGGCAGCAAGGCUCGCCCCAUUUGAGUGGCUCGGCACACGCGAGCCCGGCUCAAAGCCACUUGGCGGGUCCACCGGGAAUGCAGCCACCCAUGCAGCCUUCUCCAGCUGGCGUGAACAACAGUCCAAAUGUAGGUAGCAACAAACGCCGCCGGGCAAGCACCGUCAAAAUGGAAUCCGAGGAAGGUGCUGGAGUCGAUGCUAACGGCGCUCCGCAGGGCUCAGCGAAAAUCAAGGCUAGCCCUCGGGUGCCGAAGCGACAAAAAGGGCGCCGCCGCCUGAUCGAAAUUUCCUACUUGUUUUAUUUCCUUCCUUCUUGCAGGAAAUGA